UGACGUCGCUGAUAUAAUGCCGUGUCAAGGGCAAAAGAGUAAUCGGGAAAGUUCCUGGAAACGGAGUGAGCUGGGACGCCGCGGAUUCCGCAGAGGUUUCGCUGCCCUGCUCCGCGCACACCGAGAGAAACGCGACAGUUGAUCACCCGGUAGUUACCCAGAUUACAGUCACAGCUCGGAGGACUGGAGGAGCCAUUCAUCCUGACAUGAAACUUGAGGGGAAAGUAUUUGCGACAACAACAGCAGCAGCGGCAGGUGUGAGCCUUGGUUUACCAGUUUCUAUAUAAAGCAAACAUAACUACUUGAAUCAGCUUCCUUCUGCACUCCAGACUUUUGGGAAAUCUGCCAUAGCCAUGAGCGGGAAAGGGUGUCAGCUCCUGGUGUCACCUUGUAGUGUGUCCCCAUCGCUAAGUGUGAUCAGAGGACACCAGUCCCAGUCCAUCAGGAUGCCUGUAUCUUCCUCUCAGCAGAGCAACCUUAGUCCCUCUUCUGGGAGAAUGCAGAAAGUGAAAAGAGGGACCGUUCAUUCCUUUGCCUCUGAGAAACAGAGUGAAAGUCAUGUUGUGCUGCCAAGCCUGAGUCUUCGCAGACAGGUGUUGACCAAUGGAAAACAUCUAAACAUGCCGAGUGGAUCCCCGCACCAGCAACCACCUACUCAACAUCUUAUAAACACAAAAGGGGGAACUACCAUACAGACGAGACUCUCUGACAGCUUUAAAGCAGAUUGCUCUCUGUCUGGGCCUACCAUGGAUGUAUUUGGUCAAGCAGCUGCUGUUAAUGUAACAGUGACCAGCAGUCCCAUGGCUCUUGUCAAAGGCCAGCCAUAUACUGCAGGGCCCGCAGUGCCUCACCCUCCUCCGCAGUCUCAUAGUGUGCCGGUUCCCCACUCUGACACCAGGUCCUUACUGUCUAGAGAAUCCUUGGCAUCCACCACCCUCAGUCUGUUUGAAACACAGUCAAUGUUUAGUGGCAGACAUGACUGGCCAUAUGGUUACCGUGUGCUUCCUCCUCUGGGACUACCUCAGUGCUCUGCCCAAGCCAGCGAGGGCAGCGAGCAGCUCAGCCUUUCCCCUGGCACGGCCAUGUCGGGCACGACCAUAUCCGGUGGCACAAGCACUUCUGCCUCCUUGCCUUCAUACCUCUUUGCAGGUGAGGCCGGAAGCCCAAGACAGACACGCGCUAAGAAGAGAGCACUCUCCAUGUCGCCUUUGUCAGAUGUCAUGGGUCUAGAUUUUAACUCCAUUAUACGCACAUCGCCUACCUCACUUGUAGCAUAUAUCAACGGUUAUACCUCUCCAGCCUCCCACCCCACACUCUCACCUGUUCUGUCCGAGAGUUACGGUCACUUCCUGGGCGUGAGAGGCCGCUGCAUCCCACAGAGCCAUCUGUACAGCAUGACAGGCUCUUCACAAGCUCUGGCCCCGCAGUCAACAUGUGGAAAUAUGCAGAUGCUUGAGGAGGGAAUGGGCCUGGAAAGCCAGAUGGCUAACAUGGUGGUGGAACAGCAGUGCCUCCCAGAUGAAGAAGGGGUGCUGGAGAAGACCUCAGACAGCUGCAGCCCACCCAUCAAUAAAAUGCUGCUACCUCUACAGUUAGAGCCAUCGCUGUUGACUCCUGUCUCAGAACCCACUCCUCCACAUGGGCCUCCACCACCCUACCACUCACACCAGCACAUUCACCUCUCCAGACAUCAGUGCAAAAAAAAGCCCCUUACUCAGGACCCUGUCACAAAGGGUGCCAUUCCCCCGGUCCAUCCCAGGCACGGGGUCAGUUUUUUACCCCAGAUUCCAAUGCUGGAGGAAGAAGAAGGAGAACUGGAGGAGUAUGGGGCUCACUGCUGCAGGUGGUUGGACUGCAAUGCAGUUUAUGACCAAAAGGAGGAGUUGGUAAGGCACAUAGAAAAGCUACAUGUGGACCAGCGGAAGGCUGAGGAUUUCACAUGUUACUGGGCAGCCUGUCCACGCAACUUCAAGCCAUUCAAUGCACGAUACAAGCUUCUUAUCCACAUGAGGGUCCAUUCAGGAGAAAAACCCAACAAAUGCUCGUUCGAAGGUUGCAACAAGGCUUUCUCUCGGCUCGAAAAUCUAAAGAUCCACCUGCGUAGCCACACGGGGGAAAAACCUUAUCUUUGUCAGCACCCAGGCUGCCACAAGGCUUUCAGCAACUCGAGUGACAGAGCUAAGCACCAGCGUACACACCUGGACACAAAGCCAUAUGCAUGCCAGGUGCCUGGCUGUGCAAAGCGUUACACUGAUCCCAGCUCCUUAAGGAAACAUAUGAAGUCCCACUCAACAAAAGAACGACACUUACGAAAGAAGAUAAAAUCCACUGCUGAUGUGACCCAGGACACCCUGACAGACUGUUUAACCAUCCACCCUCUGCAGCCAAGCCUCUCUCCUCUGGCAAGGCUAGACAACAACUUGAACCUAUCGCCUGGUGCCUCCCAUGAGUCAUACUCCGCUGCUCCACAGGGAGAAGACUCCUGCAGCAAUCCUCACCUGGGUCUGUUGUUCUCCUCCUCCUUGCAAGAUAAUUACAGGUUUGUUGAUCCUUCCCCUUGCCAGCUCUUCCCUGGGGACCAGUGCAGACCUUGUUCUUCCACCUGCCUCCCGCAUCCUCCCUGUGGGACAUCCCUGCAGAACAGCUGUGAUUUGAAGCAGGUUAGCCAGCCUCCUGACAUGGCAAAUCGCAGCCCAGGAUUUGGUGUCCACUAUCAAGCAGAAAAUUUAGCUGCUAAUCAAGAAUUACAUGGAGGGGAUUUCUUCAGUGUGAUGGACGAGGACACAAAUCACAUCUCCUGCAUCUAUACAGAGGGAUGAUCUGGCUCACGUGUGGGUUCCUUUCCUUUUGAACUGCUCUGUGUUUAAUGAGAAGAAGACAUACGUGACACUGGAACCUGGAGGAAGCUUCUUUUACAAAAGAACAUUCGAUCAUAAAACAGCUCCCUGAGUUAAGACAAAAUCGAGGAAUUGACCCUUGCACCCAACUGCGACUAAAUUCCUGUAAAUGUACCGUACUGUCUGACUCAACACCCAGGCUCCUAUUCCCAGUAAUCAAUGUAAAGUAAUGUCUGUGCCUCGAAGAUUUUUAUGUUUAGAGUAAUUUAGGUUAUUUCCUCACUUUGUGCAACAAGUAGUGAGCACUUUGAGUAGUUUAUGUUGGCAUUUUGCAUAAUAUUGAACACUGCGAUCAAAGUAUGCAAGGAACCGUUUAUUAAGGUUUUGUCUUAGAAUCAUGGCUGUGUAACUACGUAGCAAGAAAGCCUUUUACUAUAAUGUUCAGGAGCUGUUGUUUGAAUUUAGCAAUCUGCUGUGAGUGUGAGUGAACAAUGAUUUUAAAUGUUUUUAAAUAUUUUUUAUUAAGCUUUUUCCUUACUACAGUUUGUGUCCACACAGCAAGAAAAUUACAUUGUGGAACCCACACAAGCUUCUGGAGAUAAAGCACUAUUACAGUAUAUAAAUAUUUGUGUGCGUGUGUGUGUAUAUAUACCUUUUAAUUGUUGCCUGUUUCUUUAUUUAUUGCAUUGGAUUUCAGUGCAAAUGUUGCUAACUAAUAUUGUAUAUUGUAAUAACGCCAGCAUCACGGGGUAUUUUCAAACAUUCAGGAUACUUGGGCAUCCUCUGAUAAUGAUGCCACUUUAGAGGUUUUUGUAUUCAGCACAAGUUUAGAUAUAAUAAUAGCAGUCUGUCUUACAUAAUUCUACUUUUCUUGAAAAAAAAAUGGUAAAUGAGCCUGUGUGCCAGAAUGUGUGAAAAUGAUGACCUUACUAUUUGUGAUAAACCAUGUGGAUCACUUCAAACAAUUCUUCUGAGUCUUGGGUAUGUAUCAAACACUAACACUAUCA
Messenger RNA from Oreochromis aureus, 3844 nucleotides. It is a transcript of the gene glis3, whose product is annotated as GLIS family zinc finger 3. NCBI's taxonomy places the organism in Eukaryota, Metazoa, Chordata, Actinopteri, Cichliformes, Cichlidae. Gene Ontology annotation, molecular function: RNA polymerase II cis-regulatory region sequence-specific DNA binding; DNA-binding transcription factor activity, RNA polymerase II-specific. The transcript has 10 exons. Gene Ontology annotation, cellular component: nucleus. Bases 354 to 2819 code for a protein of 821 amino acids. The record is from RefSeq and is a predicted model, not a curated record. Gene Ontology annotation, biological process: regulation of transcription by RNA polymerase II.